ACCUGUGCCACGAAAAUGUAUUAAAAUUCUCUUGAUUUAUCUGGAAUAAUUAUUUAUUAAUCAUAAAUGACAGUAAAUACCUUUUACAUCCAUCUGAGACAAUAUAUAGGUGUCAUAUUUUACCAAUGUAACCUUUUCUACUUUUGGGAUGUAAAAUUGACUCUAUGGGGCCUCAGGAAACAUGAACUAUAAAUGAAAAUAAUCCAGCAUUCCUGAGUUCAAGACGUUUUUCUGAUGAAAGGCCUGAAAUCAGUUCAUUUGAAUUUCUCAAGGGUAUCUACAUGACGAGCAAAUAUCUGGGCUUUCCUUCUCUGCGCCCGGACUAGGGCUUUCAAUAUAACAAAAACGUGGGGACUCACAAGUGUAUUUUCUACACGGAGGUACUCCCGUGACCUUUAUGAUGAUAAGCAGCUCAGAAAAUAAAUGAAUUAAUUAUUCUCAUGUUUAUUGCAUCUGCAUAGAAAAUGAUUUUAAGGGACAGACAGAGGGCAAUAGGGGGUGAAAACCAUCACGGAAUAAUAGUCUAGCCACAAAUUUGUUGUGUGUUGUUUACAUACUUGGCAAAUAAAGCUGCUUUUGAUUCUGAUGCUGAUAUUUGGACAUAAGUAACAUUAAAACAAUUAUUUGUAGAAAGGAGGGUGAGGACAUGCAUUAACAAACCAAAAGAGCAAGAUAAGAAAAAACGGAAAAGGGCAGGAUAGGAUGUGGGAAAAUGAGCAAGGCAGUAUUGUCAAUUGAUGCGCUGGGAUUCUUUUUUAGUGUCUAAACACCUUUGGAAACGUAUGAGUUGAUAUGUAACUAUAACAUGUUGUCAUGAGCUGUAACCUGCAUUUCCUUUGUUGGAGGUUCGCUUGUGCUCGCCCCCCCCCCCUCACAGUAAUCAGCACCACCUCAGUCGUGCACCUGUUGUCAAUCAGGCUUAUCAUCACCUGCAUUUAAGCCUGCCAGAUCCACGACUCUACUGCCAGAGUAUUAAGGUUCCCCCUUGGUACUAAUGCUCUCAACUUACAUACCUCUUCCACCAUUCGGUCACCUGCAACACCACCUCUCCACUCUGAUCCACCUCUGACUCCCUUCACAAAUAACCCUUCUCCACAAACGUCUUCAGCCUCUGCCUGCUCCUGAGUCUAGUUAGAAUUACUACCAUCACAUUGUGACAGAACUCUGGCCUUGACGGACCCAGCAGCCCCAAAGGCAUUUAGAUAAGCACUCACCCUCCAAGGCGGCCAUAUUGUAAGACUGGAUAUAGCUCUCCAAGAGAUUAUGGAGUUAUUACACUCUCUCCCUCCUUUCUUCCAUAAUACAGUAGGAGCACCUUCCCGAAAGUACUUCUGAGCUCACAGGCUCCGUCCAUCCCACCUCCCAAACAAAGAGCCCCAUGCUCCUCUGCCCAAGCCCUAUACUGGGAAUUAGUUGUAUGGAGCCAAUUCCUCCUACUUUUUCUUUAGUUUUCAAUUUUUCAACCAUUAAUAUAUCCCACUGAACAAUCGAUUCGCUUUUGUCACUAACAUCCUACGUGAAAAGCAGCUACUGUACGUAGACAACUGUGUCUUGGCAUAAUUCAUUUAACUCUUUUUCGCUGAACUAAAGAAAGUCUUUGAUCAACCCCAUUCAGGACAGGGAGGCCACUCUUCGCUUCCUUAUGCCCACUCAUGGGACUAGUUCCGUAGCAGUCUAUUCAGGUGAAGUCAAAAUGUUUGCGGGGGAAUGCCAGUGGGAUGAUGUCGCGUUGAAGGGCUUUUGGAGCAGCUGAAGGACUAGCUCACUGCCCAGGUUGAGCCCUCCUCACUCGAAGAUCUCAUUUCGCUUUCUAGCCACCUUGACAGCCUGUUUAUGAGAAAUAGCACAAGAAAUGGUGGUUGGACCAGGUAAAAUUAUUUCCUCUGUGGGCAAAGUGAGGUCAGCACCUCGUCGAUCUUCUGAACCUCCGACCCCCUGAUCCCCGACAGACCUGAUUAAAACAACAUUUCCCUGUUAAAGUUUUAUGUACUGUAUUAAAGGUUGUCUAAAGUGAAUCCAUCUGGGGAAAUGGUUGGGCGAAGUCAUAGUUGUGAUAGACUCCAGCUCACCUGCGAUGCUAAUGAGGAGAAGCACAAUAGAAAAUGAACGAAUUUGAAAGCUGUGUGGGCCCUGACAGUCAUGCGGUCAAAACAAUGGCUCUCAAAGCUAUGUCGGCAUAACAAUCAAACACUUGAGUAUGUCAGAUUAGAACAUCCCUAAACAUCAUGUAGGGUAAUCAAUGCAAUUAAUCGAAUAAUGGAUAUCGUAAUUUGGCAAGUAACACAAUUUGCAAUUUAGGGUGUAUAUACUGCACCUUUGUCUUUCCUCGAUGUCAUUCGUCAAGCUCAUGCAUCUUUCAUUAUUCACCUGCCUGGCUGAGAUCAGAUGAACCUGCAGAGAUGACGUUGGCGCGAUGAUUGUGACGAUAGAGAGGAUGAGGGUGUAAAAAGCGAGGGGUUGGACAACAUCUGCCCCUCCUAUUUGGCAGUAUAUGACAUGGAGGUGAAGAAAAAAAGGAACACUGAAGACUAAACCUGGAUUCACCACUCUACUUUGCAUUCAAUUCCUUCUUUCAAAUGGAACUUUUCAGAGAUGAAACUGGCAUUAAGGAAUACUGCAACAACAUCAUCAACCCUUGUCUCUCUCUCUCCGAAACCCACUGAAUCAUCGGACAAAGUGGGAGGCUAACGUGCAUUUUGUCUUUGGCACUACUCAAAGGUGGAGACAACUUCUUGUGUCUCAAGCGCACUAAGAAUGGGGAACAUCUAAUGUUUAUUUUUAUUUUUUUCCAUCAAGACACUUUUGAAUCAAGGUGAAGAAACCGACAUGUCUUUGGGAACUUUCAGGGAGCAUAUGCUCAACCCUGGGACAGAAGAAGUGAAGAAUACAGUGGGCAACUCUCUGGGGAAAUUGCAAAGGAAAAUAGAUGGCAACAAUGUAGAAGAGAACCACAUUGAACUGACAGAAGAUGGGCGUCCGGUGGCAUCUACAUCUCAUCCUGCUCCCCUGCUGGAUUGGAACUGUGGCGGUCUUCCCAAGCGCUACAUCAUCGCCAUCCUCAGUGGUCUGGGCUUCUGCAUCUCAUUUGGGAUCCGCUGUAACCUCGGUGUUGCAAUUGUGGAGAUGGUUAACAACAAUACGGCAUUUGUUAAUGGAACUGAAGUUCUUCAGAAAGCUGAGUUCAACUGGAACCCAGAGACAGUUGGACUUAUCCAUGGCUCUUUCUUCUGGGGGUACAUCAUUACACAAAUUCCUGGUGGUUUCAUCUCAAACAAGCUGUCUGCCAACAGGGUGUUUGGAGCUGCCAUUUUCUUGACAUCAGUGCUGAAUAUGUUUAUCCCAUCAGCAGCAAGAGUGCACUACGGCUGUGUCAUGUUUGUUCGCAUCCUACAGGGCUUAGUUGAGGGAGUCACUUACCCAUCAUGCCAUGGGAUGUGGUCAAAAUGGGCCCCACCUCUUGAACGCAGUCGACUAGCCACAACAUCCUUCUGUGGAUCCUAUGCAGGAGCUGUGAUUGCCAUGCCUUUAGCUGGCGUGAUGGUUCAGUACAUUGGGUGGCCGUCAGUCUUUUACAUCUAUGGUGUUUUUGGAAUCCUGUGGUAUGUCCUCUGGCUUCUGUUGGCCUAUGGAAGUCCCGCGGUGCAUCCAACCAUCACGGAUGAGGAAAGGACAUACAUUGAGUCGACCAUCGGUGAAACAACCCACCACCGGAACAUAACUCAGAAAUUCAAGACACCAUGGCGCCGUUUCUUCACCUCCAUGCCAGUCUAUGCCAUCAUUGUGGCCAAUUUCUGCCGCAGCUGGACCUUCUACUUGCUUCUCAUCAGCCAGCCGGCAUAUUUUGAAGAGGUCUUUGGCUUUCCGAUCAGCAAGGUGGGGAUUCUUUCUGCUGUGCCCCACAUGGUGAUGACAAUUGUUGUUCCACUUGGAGGACAGCUGGCAGACUUCCUCCGUAGUAACAAAAUCAUGACAACUACAAAUGUGAGGAAACUCAUGAACUGUGGAGGUUUUGGUAUGGAGGCAACGCUGCUUCUAGUGGUUGGCUUUUCACACACCCGUGCUGUGGCCAUCUCCUUCUUGGUGCUUGCUGUGGGCUUUAGUGGAUUUGCCAUCUCAGGGUUUAAUGUCAACCAUCUGGACAUUGCACCUCGCUAUGCCAGCAUUCUGAUGGGCAUUUCCAAUGGAGUGGGAACUUUGUCUGGAAUGGUGUGUCCCCUGAUUGUUGGAGCCCUGACUACACACAAGACCCGUCUUGAGUGGCAGAACGUCUUUGUUAUUGCAUCCAUGGUGCACUACACAGGGGUCAUCUUCUAUGCUAGCUUUGCCUCGGGAGAACAACAGGACUGGGCCAACCCUGAGAGCACGAGUGAGGAAAAAUGUGGUUUCGUUGAAGAGGAUGAGCUCGCCGAAGAGUGUGACCUCAACAGUGAGAGCAUGACCGCUCCCAAAAUGAACUAUGGGACGACGGAUAAUGUGUCAGGUCGGAAACAUGGCUGGAAAAAGAAGAGGGGGUUGACUGUGCAGGGAGAGGAAGAACAUUAUGCUAAUGGGGACUAUCAGAAAGGUUACUAAUGAGCAGCUCUGAAGGGAUACAGACUUUUACACUUCUGUGAUGAUUCAGUUUUACAUCUGUAAAAAUGGAAAUAUUUCAUCAACAUGAGAAAACACCAAUUUUAGAGUAGUGAGUUUUCAUUGAAAGCGAGUCAGAACAAAAAAGCAAAUUCUAAAAUGUUAGCGCCGUCAUUAUUUUAGAAAAGAAUUGUCUUUUCACAUGUCAAGUCUCCGCCUACGCAACAUGCGGUGUGGGUACGAUUGCAGUGUUGUUGUUUUUACUUGAAUGCUACUGCAGUGGAAAACAUUAGCCAUAGCUGCACAAUGUAACAUUCCAGGAGCUGGAUCAAAAACUGAAAUUCAACUCACGCUUCGGUCCAUGUUCUGUGGUUACUAUUACUUCCUGCCAUGGUCGAAAACAUACAUUAGACUUGGUUGGGUAAUUGAAGAACAUCCAUAUGUCCAUAUGUGUAAAUGUGAGUGUCAAUCAUUUGUCUAUAUAUGUCCUGUGACUGACUGAUGACGAAUUCAGGGUGCGCCCAAAGUCGGCUAGCAUAGGCUCCAGCUCACCUGUGACAUUAAUGAGGACAAGUGCUGUAAAAAAAUGGAUGGACUAUCAGAGAGGUAUUAAUUUAACAGUAUCCAUGCUGAGUGAAGCACUUGAAUGGGUUUCAGUAAGAGAUAGUACAUCACCUCAGCUACAACCACAAUAACAAACAUUAACACAAGAAAGUGAAUAGUAAAUGAAUACAUCUCUGAAAGAGGCUUGAUAUUGAAUAGUUUCUUCAUAUUUACUAGUACAAAUGUUUUUGAUACAGUAAAUGUAAUGUUGGGUUGGAUCUUAUUUGACUGGAGGUGUACCUCAUGUUAUGGUAGGUGACAGGUGUCAGUUUCAUUCUUUAUAGUUACUCUCUAAUUGCUGAAUUAUUUAAUACUACCCUAUUUAUUGUUCAGAUGUUGCUCCAUUUUCUCUGCUACUGCUAACUGAAAAGUUUCAUUCUGAAGAGUAUUGUUGGAGAGAAUAUCACAUUGGUUUGUGGUUUAAUCGAACUGAUGUACAGGAAAUAUAAUAAACGUUUUUA
Molecule: messenger RNA, 5633 nt
Organism: Syngnathoides biaculeatus (alligator pipefish)
Lineage: Eukaryota; Metazoa; Chordata; Actinopteri; Syngnathiformes; Syngnathidae
Gene: slc17a8
Product: solute carrier family 17 member 8
Exons: 13
Coding region: 2827-4572 (581 amino acids)
Biological process (GO): neurotransmitter loading into synaptic vesicle; transmembrane transport; monoatomic anion transport
Cellular component (GO): excitatory synapse; synaptic vesicle membrane
Molecular function (GO): L-glutamate transmembrane transporter activity; neurotransmitter transmembrane transporter activity
Source: RefSeq, a predicted model, not a curated record